AUGCUCAGUAAUGCCUACUUCGAGAACAUCCAGCCACACUAUGCUUUUCUCCAUGAGCCCACGUUCAGAUACUACGAGGCACAGCUCCUAUCCUCGCCUACUGCCUUCAGUGACCCCGUCGCGUCAUCCAAGCCCUUGUUCUUUCUUAAUAUGGUAUACGCUGUGGGCGCCCACAUCGUUCCUGGCUACCAACAUUUGGCAGAGCAACUGUACAGCUCUGCUCAACUAUACCCUGAAGUGCUAUUUAUCGACAACCUCGAGGCAAUACAAGCGAUUCUUUGUUAUGCCAUGUACUCACUUCGAUCUUUAAAAGGUCCAUCCCUAUGGAAACUCUCUGGGCUGGCCUUAAGGCAAUGUAUAGAACUUGGGUACCACCGUAGUGCGAAGCGCGGUCCCUCGAGGCGUGAUCCACUCCACGUUGAGCUAAGCAAAAGAGUUUUUUGGGUUGCUCAAGGAAUAGAUGUUGCCUACGCUCUUCGUCUGGGGCGACCCUUGGGCAUACAGCUUAAUGAAGUCGAUGCUGAGCUGCCGCUAGAUAUCAAUGACUCUCAGAUAUCUAUAUUAGGAAUUCAAGGCACUCCUCGGACUUCAGCCGAUGGAGUCCCGACAGUUAUGUCUAAUGCCAUCCACGUCAUGCGCCUACGACAAAUAUGGGCUAGAAUUCAUACUUUGGUCUGCUCUGCAGAUGCAUCACAGCAUACCAAUUGGGAGACUCACCGUGCAUCGUUUAUACAGCUGCGAGCAGAUUUGGAUCAAUGGCGAGCUACAGCCCCCGAGCCGCCCCCUCGGCAUGGGCAAAGACUGUCAAUAUUCUCGACAAGGGCAUGGUAUGAGCUGAAUUACAGCGGGUCGAUCCUCAACCUUUACCGCUCUCAACUGGCAGAGGACAAGAACACACCGGACAACAUAUUUAUCGACUGCAUGGAAGCCGCUAGUUUCGUAUGCCGGGAAUAUCGUCGUCAAUACGUCGGCACAAACAUCAAGCCUACGUGGAGCACUCUCCAUUUGAUUGCGGAAGCUUGGGAUGGGGCUGCUCCAUACCGUGAUAUCUUUGAGGUCCUUGCCAGCCACACGAUGUCAAUGAUAGUCAGCCGCAGUAUGCAGUCACAGCCUUUGCCUGAUGGCCCCACCUUAGCCGAUGCAUCAGAGCGUGAAGCUGUGACAAGAUGGAUAUCAAACAUUGACGAUACCGGCAUGUUGAAUGUGUUUGACGAUCUACUGGCAGGCUUUGUAGGUGAUUUUGGGCCCUACGGCAUGUCUCAAGUUGAGCUUUGA
Messenger RNA from Penicillium angulare, 1275 nucleotides. Its product is annotated as fungal specific transcription factor domain-containing protein. NCBI's taxonomy places the organism in Eukaryota, Fungi, Ascomycota, Eurotiomycetes, Eurotiales, Aspergillaceae. The record is from RefSeq and is a predicted model, not a curated record. Bases 1 to 1275 code for a protein of 424 amino acids. Gene Ontology annotation, molecular function: DNA-binding transcription factor activity, RNA polymerase II-specific; sequence-specific DNA binding; zinc ion binding. The transcript has 6 exons. Gene Ontology annotation, biological process: DNA-templated transcription; positive regulation of transcription by RNA polymerase II.